Molecule: messenger RNA, 1344 nt
Organism: Meleagris gallopavo (turkey)
Lineage: Eukaryota; Metazoa; Chordata; Aves; Galliformes; Phasianidae
Source: RefSeq, a predicted model, not a curated record
CUCUGGGACCAUGGAGCAGCGGGGCAGGGCAGAGCGAAGCACUGCGGAAGAUCGUCAUGGAUGCCUUGCAUUUACUGGAGAAGCAGAAGGACAAGAGUGAGCAGGGAUGAGACGUAUGGGAGGUUCGGGGCACAGGGGACGAGACUCAGAGGACUUGGAUGGGGAUCCGUGGGAAUAUAGGAUGUAUGGAUUUGGGGUGUGGUAUAAGGGCAUAUUUGGGGAAUCCUGAGGGUAUAUGGGUUUCAGGGUAUAGAGGGUCUGGUGCUUUUUGGGGGUAUUUAGGGGCAUAUGAAAGUCUGGGAUGGGUAUAUGGGAUCUAUGGGAUCCAGGUGAGUUGCACGGGGAAUGUGUGGGAUGAGUGGGGACACGAGUCUUGACAUUGGAAGAUUUUGGAGGGGGGGGAGCAUUGUCUGACAUGGACAUCUGUGAGCCUCCAGAGCCUUUUGAGGUGUCUCUGCGGGAAGCCAUCCAAAUUAUUUGGGUGAAGCUGAGCCAGUUGGAGCAAGCUCCUGCCUGCAUCCCCCCCUGCGGGCACCAGCCGGCCGCCCGCAUCUUCCAGUGCUCAACCUGCCGCCUCGUGGACUGCCAGUUCCCUGUAGACUGUCCAGUUCAGGACGUGUGGGUCCACGAGGACGAAGCCGUCACGCUGCGCUGCGACGUGCCCUUCGCCGUCCCUCCCGAGCUGCAGGUUACGUGGAUGUUUGCCAAGGACAUACGCACGCAGGACCUGGCGCUGUUUGAGGAGCUGCAGAGGGGCGCUGGGGAACCGCCCGGCCUGACCGUGCAGGACCCCACUCUGGGAACCAUCGCCUGUCGCCUGGGGGCCGCCUCUGAGACCCUGGCCCGCAAUGUCGGGAGGAAGCGUGGAGGCCGAGCAGGGGCUCCAGGCCCGGUUCAGAGCUGUGCUGCGCUGGCCCCGGGGCAGAGCCCCCCUGCACCUCACCACAUCCCUGCAGCUGGGAUUGGUCCUUGGCUUCGUCGGGCUCGUGCUGCUGCUGCUGCUGCUGCUGUGAGCGCUCCUGACCUGCCGCACUCACCGUUCCCGCAGCUGGGGUCCCUCACAGACCUGCAUCAGGGCCUCCUGGCGAUGCUGCCGAAAAUCUUCGGAGCCUCCCAGACCCCAGUGACUCCCGGGCACCCCAUGGACACCAGGGCCCCAAAGGGAGUGUGGAUUCAUGUGGACUUACACCAGGAUCUUUCCCCCGAGGGCCGAAACAUCAGCAGCUGCUCAUCGUGCAUUGUCCAUGGGGUGUAGCGGAGACUCCCGGGUCCUUACGCUGACUCUUUGCCUGUAUGGAGUGGGGGAGAAUUUGCCUUUGCUUUUGUUACAAAUUAUAAUCAUAA